Molecule: messenger RNA, 3501 nt
Organism: Cornus florida
Lineage: Eukaryota; Viridiplantae; Streptophyta; Magnoliopsida; Cornales; Cornaceae
Exons: 5
Coding region: 1-3501 (1166 amino acids)
Biological process (GO): DNA integration
Molecular function (GO): nucleic acid binding; zinc ion binding
Source: RefSeq, a predicted model, not a curated record
AUGACUUGGGAUGAUUUUAAAACUCGGUUCAAUGACAAAUACUUUCCACAAUCAGUGAAGGAGAAGAAUGCAGCAGAGUUCACGCAGUUGGAACAGAAUAAUGAGAUGUCAGUUAGUGAGUACGAGAGGAAGUUUACAGAGCUAUCCCGAUUCGCUCCUCACAUUAUUGCGAAUGAGUUACACAAGGUUAGAAAGUUUGAGCAAGGAUUGGUCUCUUAUGUGAAGAAGUUUGUGGUGGGUCAUCGUUUUGACACUUAUGCUAGAGUGGUGGAAUGUGCUAUGGCAGUAGAGGAGAAUAAUAACAUUGCCUUUCAGAAACAGAAGGAGCGUAGGGCAGAACAGAAAGGUAAGGGGGCUAGCAGUACUCAACAGAAUCAGAGUAGUUCUCAACAGAAUCAGAGGGGUCAGCAGCAGCACACUCAGAGAAACUGGCAGGGUCAGUCUUGGCAGAGAGGUAGACAAGAUUGGCGAGCAGGGAAACGACAGAGAGUUGGUGAAGGUGAGCAAUCCACCGCUUUAGUACCAGCCACACCUCAUGAUGCACAGCCAUAUCAGUUUAGCGAGCAUUGCUACAAUUGUCGUGAGCAAGGACAUUUGGCUCGUAAUUGUCCCAAGCCUCACAAGAAUAACCAGCAGAAAGGUCAGGCACCACAGCAACAAGGAGGUGCAAGGGUUUAUGCAGUUGUUCCAGAUGGGAGACAGGAUCGUGCACCACCAGCAGUGGAAGGUACACUUACUAUUUAUGGCAGUAUAGCUAGAGUACUAUUUGAUUCAGGUUCUUCAUAUUCUUUUAUUGCACUAUCAUUUGUGAAUACGCUGGGAUUAGAAACUGGACAUAUAAGUAAUGCCUUAUCUAUUACAACCCCACUCGGGAGCGCGACGACACUUGAUAGAAUAUGUCGUGCUUGCCCUGUUACAAUUGGGGAGUUGGAGUAUCCUAUUGAUUUAAUAGUAUUACGUAUGAGAGAAUUUGAUGCUAUACUGGGUAUGGAUUGGUUGGCUAGAUAUCAUGCUCAGUUGGACUGCCAUGAAAGGAUUAUUGUAUUCUCAGUUCCGGGACAGUUUCCUUCUCGAUAUAAGUGUGGGGAGUUUGAAGGUACCAUGACUAUGGGAUUUCUGGCCCACAUCGAGGUGGUUGAGCAAUGCGUGACUAUAGAGCAGUUGCCUACAGUGUCAGAGUAUGCAGAUGUGUUUCGGGAUAUUCCGGGUUUGCCUCCUAGGAGGGCAGUGGAUUUCUGCAUCGACCUCACUCCUGGUAUUUCACCUAUCUCUAGGGCACCCUACAGAAUGGCGCCAGUUGAAUUGAGUGAGUUGAAGAAACAGACUCAAGAGUUGCAAGAUCGGGGAGGGGCGCAGUUGUUUUCUAAGAUUGACUUGAGGACUGGGUACCAUCAGCUGAGGAUUAGGGAGGAUGAUAUUCAUAAGACUGCCUUCAGGACUCGUUAUGGCCUCUAUGAGUUCUUAUUUGUUGUGGUAUUUGUUGAUGACAUCCUGAUAUAUUCCAAGACUAAAGAGGAGCAUGAGAGACACUUGAGCAUUACACUUCAGACUUUGCGUGAGCAUCAGCUUUAUGCUAAGUUUGAGAAGUGUGACUUUUGGCAGGAGCAGAUUCAGUUUUUGGGGCAUGUGAUCUCUAAGGAUGGAGUUUCAGUAGAUUCUGCCAAGGUGGAGGCUGUGAUGAGUUGGAAACGGCCUACUACUGUCACUGAGAUUCGUAGCUUCUUGGGACUGGCAGGAUACUACAGGCGCUUCAUUGAGGGUUUCUCCAAGAUUGCUGCACCUUUGACCCGUUUGACUCGAAAGGAUGUGAAAUUUGUUUUGGAUCACCGCUGUGAGCAGGCAUUUGAGGAGCUGAAGACGAGAUUGACUUCGGCACCAGUUCUUACCAUUCCUGUUAAUGGUGAGAGAUUUGUGAUCUACACAGAUGCAUCACUUCAGGGUCUUGGCUGUGUUUUGAUGCAAGAUGAUAAGGUAGUAGCGUGUGGAGGUCUUCAAUAUCAUCCUGGAAAGGCGAAUGUGGUAGCAGAUGCCUUGAGUCGGAAACAGAGAGGAUUAGUUGCCUUUAUGAUGAUUCAGGAGUGGAUGAUGUUAGAGGCAUUGGCAGAGUUUUCUAUCAUGCCAAGUUCUCAGAGUACAGGGGCUAUUCUUUGUAGUUUGACUGUACAACCUACUUUAAUCAGCCGGAUCAUUCAUUUUCAGACUCAGGAUGACAGGUUACAGACCAAAGCAGUUAAGUCUGUUAAUGCUGAAGGUAAUGUUGACUGGGCGUAUGGAGCUGAUGGUGGUAUGAGAUUUCGAGGUAGGCUAUGUGUUCCAAACUUAGCAGAUCUCAAAAGAGAGAUAUUAGAGGAGGCACAUCACUCUAGGUACACAGUGCACCCAGGUGGCACUAAGAUGUAUCAUGAUCUUAAGAGGCAGUUCUGGUGGGAAGGCAUGAAACGUGAUGUGGCAGAGUUUGUAUCUAGAUGUCUCACUUGUCAGCGAGUGAAAGCUGAGCACCAAAGACCAGCAGGACUAUUACAGCCUUUGCCUGUGCCUGAGUGGAAAUGGGAACAUGUGACGAUGGAUUUUGUUGUGGGGUUACCGAGGUCGAUACAUAACCAUGAUACAGUGUGGGUGAUAGUGGACCGAUUGACUAAAUCAGCUCAUUUUCUACCCAUUCGAGCUACUGAUACUGUAAAGGAAUUGUGUAAGAUCUACAUUAGAGACAUAGUUAAGCUUCAUGGAGUGCCGGUGUCUAUUGUCUCAGAUCAUGAUCCUCGUUUUUCAUCUCGAUUUUGGAGUAGUUUCCAAGCAGCUUUUGGUACUCCUUUGAGUUUGAGUACUGCUUUUCAUCCUCAGACCGAUGGCCAGUCCGAGAGGGUCAUUCAGGUGUUGGAGGAUAUGCUUCAUGCUUGUGUGCUAGAUUUUCGGGGCAGUUGGGAGGAUCACAUUCCAUUGGUUGAGUUCGCUUAUAAUAAUAGCUAUCAGGCUAGUAUCGGCAUGGCACCAUAUGAGGCACUUUAUGGUAAACCUUGUCGUUCACCUGUAUGUUGGGCUGAGGUUGGUGAUGGUAGUUUUUUGGGGCCAGAGUUGGUGCAAGAGACUACGGAGAAGGUUGCCAUCAUUCGAGAUCGACUUCGCACAGCUCAGAGUCGACAGAAGAGCUAUGCAGAUCGACGCCGUCGUGCUUUGGAGUUUAGUAUAGAGAGGAUUGGGGAGGUGGCGUAUAGAUUAGCUUUACCACCCAGACUAUCUACUGUUCAUGAUGUUUUCCGUGUCUCCAUAUUGAGGAGGUGCUUGAGGGAUGAAACUCAGGCCAUUGACUGCACAGAGGUCCAGAUUCGUCCUAAUACAACCUAUGUUGAGAUGCCUGUUCGCAUUGUUGACAGUAUGGUGAAACAGUUGAGGCGGGCAGAGAUACCUUUGGUGAAGGUGCAGUGGAAUCAUCAGGACGAGAGAGAGGCUACUUGGGAGCUAGAGUCAGAAAUGAAGGAAAAGUACCCACAACUCUUCGAAUAA